This is a messenger RNA of Manduca sexta (tobacco hornworm), 5845 nucleotides long. RefSeq lists its product as uncharacterized. Lineage: Eukaryota; Metazoa; Arthropoda; Insecta; Lepidoptera; Sphingidae. The record is from RefSeq and is a predicted model, not a curated record. Gene Ontology annotation, cellular component: cytosol; ESCRT I complex. Gene Ontology annotation, biological process: receptor catabolic process; endosome to lysosome transport via multivesicular body sorting pathway; virus maturation. Bases 414 to 1406 code for a protein of 330 amino acids. The transcript is spliced from 6 exons.
GUGCUAGUGAGCCGUCGGUGCAAUUAGGUUUAAUUGUUUCGGCUGCACCAGACAGCGGAGACAGCAGGGAAGGCGAGAUCUCCGCGCCGAGCGCUUCACUACAUAAUACAUGGAACAGUGCCAACUCGGUCGUCGUGCGUAACUAGAGUUCAUUCUGUGUCUCAAAAUAGUUGAAGAUUUUCGUACACAGCUGUGGUGACAAGUGCAGCGAGUCGGCCGUACAUUUUAUUGGAAUUCCCGUGUUGUGUCACUCGUGUUGUGAAUCGCGUAACGUUUAAAACAUUGCUUAUUUUGUACAUUAUUCAUUAAAAUCGGAAAUAAGUGUGAUAAAGUGUUUCCAGGGAUUAUAAUAUUUAUCCUUUAAAGGUGCUCAACGUGAGACUGAAGUACAAGACUGAUAUGAUGAGAUAGCCAUGUCGAAGGUGCUGAGCGCCCUGGGAGGCGCGCUGCCGGACGAGCGGCCCCUACUCUCGCUGCAGAUCGUCGAGUCGGUCGCCAAGUGCCCCACGGGCUACUGGCCUGUCAGUAGGACCUACGAUGAGGACGCCGACGCCGGCCUGCUGCGCCAGAAUGGACUCUUCGGCAAGAAACCUAGUCACUACAUUUGCUUGUCAAAGUCUGAGGGAGUCCCCGGGUACGUGAUGGACGGCGUGACGGUGGUGGGCGAGCGCGAGGCGGCGCCGGCCGGGUACAGCGUGGCGGGGCGCGCGGGCAAGCGGCGGCUGUGCACGCGCGUCUCUCGCCACGCAGCCGCGCCCUCCGCGCCGCCAGUCACCGACGUCAUCGUCUGCUCCAAGAUGCGCAGUGCUCCUCAAGGGUUCAUAUUGGCUGGCGAGAUCAACGGCAAGGUGGUGUGCUACAAGGUGAGCGGCGGCAGCGCGGACACGUCGCCCACGCACGCCGCCAACGAGUACGAGAACAUCGUCACCAAUGUCACGCCCGAAGCCAACAGGAGGAUACGAGCGGUCCCAGAGCGCCCUCCGAAACUCUCCCCCCUCGUAAACGAGCUGAACAACCUGAACCUGACCCAAUCCCCGCCGUCGUACCCGAAGAUCGACGAGUUCACGACGGAGCACGACUACGAGGCGCUGAGCCCGGCGUACAACAUCAAGCCGUCGCGCCCCGCACCGCGCCCGCCGCCCGCCAAGUCCCCCGCGCAUGCGCCCGAGCCCACCUCCCCCGCCGCGCCCGCCAGGAAGAAGGGACCCGCGCCGCUGCCCCGGAACACCAUCUAUCAGACCCUGGGCGGCUACAACGGCAUGGAGGGCGUGCCGUUUGUGCUCAAUCCGAAGCUGAGGGGGCUGCCUAGCGACUCUUUGGUGCAGCUGCCCUCGAUCAAGCGGCGCACGCGGUUCGACCUGGACCGCGACUACACGUACAGCUUCACCGUGGAGAGGCAGACGUGAGGAACGACCUAUCCGCGGCCCUCCCGCACCGAGACAAGGUUCACAAUUACAUAGCUCACUUCAUAAACGAUACGACCUCGGCAUUGUGUUGGCAAGGCGAUUGGAUGCAAUGUUUGAUCAAACUUGUGAUGUGAAUGAAUGUUGAGUGUUGGUCGGUUGGAUAUUUGAUCAAAUUAAAUGUCAUUGAGGCGGUUGGUAUAGCAUUCAAUUAGGUUUAGAUGACUUCAGAAAGUCUAUGGUAUUUGUACCAAACAGACAAGGAAACGAAAAAUAAAGAUAACUGACACAGACCUCAUAGCAUUAAUACUUCAGAUGGUGCUGUGUUUUGGACUUUACGUGAUCGAAACUAUAUCAAGUAGAGCGCCACAAAUUCCAUAGUGUAUGUUAUUUGAAUGUGGUAUGGGCGAAUGGUUUUGUGGAAACUUCGCUCCAAGACAGAUAUUGAAUGAUACGGUGAACCUUGUGAGGGCGAUAAUAAAGUUGUAUGUGCGAUGUCAGAUGGCGAGCGAUGCGAUAGAACGAUCAUAUUGUUUUUUUUUUUAUUAUUAUAUUUGACACCUUUAUGUGGAGUAUUUUUUUUUCGCUCGUGCAUCGCAUCGCUCGCUGCUCGACAGGGCCUUUAUGGCGUAAAAGAUUAAAAAAGGUUUAUAUCGACGUGUGAAUUGUAAAUGGGAAGACUGUUCAGCUUUAGCGAAUAUUGGUGUGUUUGAUCAAACAUUCGAUACGAUUUGUUGGUAUCGAUUUUAAAUCUGCCGUCAAUGAGCGGUAGUAUUUGAUUUGUUGUGAAUCAAUAAAUGAAGGCUUUAGAUUGGUGAUUUAAUACAUGUUGCGCACUUACGAGUGUAUAUUUUAAAUACUUUAUUACCUGUCAUCGAUUUGUUAUACCUUCGAUAAUCGAUUGUAACUUUGCAAUUUAUAUUUUUGUGUGUGUUAUAUGCAGGUGUUACAUCACCAAUCUAUUUUGCACGAAUUUAGAAUGUAUAAUAAUUAACGAUUGUAAACUAUAUUCGAUUAUCCUCAAUAUUUCGAUUAAUUCGUACAGUUCUUAUAAAUAUCGGUUGUGUUUUUAAUAAUAUUAAUUAAGAACGUUGGGAAUUAAUGUUCUGUUAAAUGACGCUGCUUAUAUCCAAUUGGAUUUUUAAGUAAUCCAUUAUUCGACUAUGACAAAAAUUCGAAUUAACAAACCUUUGGGUUGGCAUGAUUUUGUUGUUUCGCUGCCUGAUGGGUUAUUGUCGUAACAGCCGUUUUCAAUAAACGAUCGUAAUCUCAAUCUUCAAUUCAAUUCCAAUCUAAAUAACUCAUUUGUAAGCAUGUCAAAAACACUUUGUUCUAAUUGGUCCAUUUUUUGAGAUAGAUCGUAAAAAACGAUUGGAAUAGUUUAUUGAAAAUGGCGGUAAAAGGAGCGCAAGUAAGAUGUACCUAAUCUGAUUAGAAGUAAAAUUGUUUUAAUAUCCACCACUGACUGUAUUUUUUAUGUUGUGAUGAAAUAUUGUUUUUGGUAGACUGAUUUUAUUGCAAUACUGUUUGAGAUUAAAUUAGUUUGUGUAACACCUAUAAAACUAUAACUAUUUAACUAAACUAUCAACAAUUGUUCGGUUUUGUAUCUGAGGUCAAUGUCUUUACAGCUUAUAAUUUAUUCUCGACAUGUUACGCCUUGCUCCUUGUAGAACGUAAGCAAGGAAACCUUUUGGCUAGUGUCCGAAGCUGUUUAGCCGAAAUCUAAUUACAUUUUGGCUGAAUUAUAAAGUUUCUAUGGCCUCAGAAACGGACUAUGAGAUUUUGUCAUUAAAUUUACUGAUUUUUGUGGGUAUUUGAAGAGGGACCAGAUCCGGAGGUAUCUGGACAGUGCAAUGCAGUGGCGUAGCUUACCAUAGAGGGAGCUUAUUUCAAAAUUUAUUGGGGUCCUAUUAGCAGGCGUUUUAAAAAAAUGAUCCAAUCUCAAUCUUCAAUCCGAUCCUGAGAAUGAACCAAUCAAAAUAACGCAUUUGUAAGUAUAUCAAAACACUUUGUUCUGAUUGGUCCAUUUUUGAGAUAGAUCGCAAAAAGCGAUUGAGUUCAUUUAUUUAAAAUGGCGGUUAGGCACGAACCUCUGCGUGACUGUUUAAGUCUAACGUAAGCAUGGGCAAAGCCCCCCAUAGACCUCGAGGGCGCCGUAUCGGUCGGAGGAGCUACGCCCCUGAUGCAAUGUGAGUUUCACAUAUCGUCCGGAUGGAUUAUAAUCUAAUUACAUAAUUUAUAACGUAGACACUUGUAAGAAAACUUUAUCAAAUUCUGUUCAGCAUGCGAUCAACUUUGAAACGCGCUCAAAAUAUGGCUAUAAACAUAAUGCAAUGUAAUACGAUGUUUUGAAAUUAUUUUAUACAGUUGUUGAAUAAAAUGUUGUCUUUUUAAAAUUACAUUUAUCAGUUAAGCCAUUUUUUAUUGUGAUUUUUUUAACUUAUGUGAAAUAUAGAUUAUAAAGGAAUACACGACCAUAUAACCAUUUAUUAUGUGUGUACAAAAUACUCGCGUUAAUGUAAUUUAAAAUUUCAUUAAUUCUUAGUGAGUUAAUAUUCUCGAAAGUAAAAAUUAAAAACUAAUUAUGUCCCGAUAGCAAAAAUGUGUUCAUAGGUAGUGCCAAUGAGAGUACAAUGUUGACAACCACUGAGUCCGCGUAGACAGAACGAAUUGACUUAUUAUAAUCUUGCUAAAGUUCAAAAUUGCAUAAAAAUUUACAUUUAUUGUCUCCAUUAUGCUGUGCAUGCUAUUUUGUACUUUAAUGCGAUAGUAAUAAAUUGACGGUGUUUCGUCCUGUCUUCGCUAGCUCAUUUACGGACAGCGGUCGCCGUGUCUGCCAAAUUACCUACUAGUCUAGUAAUUACUAGUUAAAUUAGGUAUCUCGCACCUCCCAGCACUUUACACCGAUUCCAACACAUAUUGUGAUGUAUGUAUAUUUUAAUUUAAUUAAAUAAUUUGUACUCUGAUAAAUUUAUUUAUUGCCGAAUUAUGGAAUUAAGUUUUAAUUUUAGCCAUACCAUGGAUUCCUAUUUUAAUUUUUUUGCAAACAAUUUUAAAUCAAUGCAUAUAACGUAAUAAUAUAAUUACUAAUUUGGAUUAUAUUCGUAACGACUAUUAGUCGCAAAUAAUUUUAUAAACUCCGCCCAAUGUCGCACUGUCGCACCUAUAAGUUUGUCAAUUGUGUACAUAUCCUAGUUUGUAUUGCGUUAGUAUUUAAUGUUCCUCUGUUAGGGCGCGCACGACACCAUGUCCGGCCAAAACGGGACACUGUCCCUUUAUCAUCAAAGCAGCAUCAACAUACAUUAGUAUUUAACUAUAAUUUCAUAUUAAGAUUUGAAACUACUCUGCUUUUGUAUGAUAUAUUCAUCGAUUCAAUAUUUAAUUGAUAAAUUAAUAUAGUGUCCUGGGAUGAUAGUGUGUGCGCGGCCCAGGUUUGCAUGUUAUGUAUUUGUCGAUGGUGCACAUUUGUUGUUUGUGAACGCACACGUAUCGAUUAUUACGAUCAUUAGUAAACGAUAUUUUCAUCCGAUUUAAAUGUAUUGGAAAUUGUAUAGUGUGGUCCAUAUAUACGAAUUACUUUUGUGAUUUUAAUUUUUACACAUUUUAUUACUCAAGCGGCUAUUGUAUUGCUCGAAAUAUUGCAGUACGAUUUAUCAUUUAUCAUAUCUUUGGACCCAAUCAUUUCUAAACUGCUCUCCAAAUACAAUACGUACCGUGACAAUUAUCUGCUCCAUUCGACUUUUAUUCCUAGCUCAAUACUAUCUCGACCUUUCGACUUUUGUCGAACUACUAGCUCCAAUUAUAGAAAUACAGUUCCAAAUAUAUAGAUAUAAAACUAGCGUGGUUAUUAACUGUUAAAUCGAUUAAUUUUAAUUUAUUUUAGAUAAUUUAUCGAUGUGGACAACACGUUGAUACGUCGAACCUUACGUGUUAUGAUCACGCAAAUAAUACAAAUGAUGAACUCAAUGAGUAAGAAGUGAUUAUUUAUUGAAUGACAACGAUAGUUAGAACUAUCCAGAAGAUAUGAGAUGACUACUAGACAAUAGAAAACCGAAAUUAUGAAUCAAUUAAGUUUUGACAAAAAUUACUUGUUUAGCGAAAAUUUUAUGACAUCGUAAUUUGUUUUUUAUUUCAAAUAUCUGUUUAGGAACGACAGAAGAUUCAGUAAAUAUCGGUAAUUAAAAAUUUGGGUCGUAUAUGGUAAAUAUAUCGACUAUCCAUGUUUGGUGAGACGUGGGAACGUGUUGUCAAUAUGUAAAUUCGACUGUGGUUUGGUUAGCGAAACACUGUUCUGUCUAAUCGAGUCAGUCUCGAUUGUUAGGCGUACUGUAAAUAAAUGUAUAUGCAACUAGAUACUAGAGUGCUUUUUUUACAAGUCAAAUAUGUAUUACGUGAAUUUGUUUAGAUUAUAAACGAAUAAAAUAUAAAUUAUUGACUGAUUA